Molecule: messenger RNA, 1826 nt
Organism: Scatophagus argus
Lineage: Eukaryota; Metazoa; Chordata; Actinopteri; Scatophagidae
Gene: rnd2
Product: Rho family GTPase 2
Exons: 5
Coding region: 239-943 (234 amino acids)
Biological process (GO): small GTPase-mediated signal transduction
Molecular function (GO): GTP binding; GTPase activity
Source: RefSeq, a predicted model, not a curated record
CAGGGAGGGCCGUGUGCGUCCUCAUUUGGUUUUUUGGUAGACGAGCAGUCAGUCAGAGUCUGCCUGUCAGCGGGACCUGAGCGCUCCGAGCAGGACAGGAGGUGCGGGCUAAAAGCGCACCGGCUCGGCGCAUGUAUUCGCUCAUUUUUCUUUCUCGUCUUCUUCUCCGCUGCGCCUCUCAUCGGAUGCUGGAUGCUAUCCAUCCCCGCGUCAAGAAUACACCUCUGACGGACAAACCAUGGACAGUCUAGGGAGCCGUUGUAAGAUUGUGGUGGUCGGGGACACACAAUGUGGGAAAACCGCACUCCUGCACGUUUUUGCCAAGGACUGCUAUCCAGAGAACUACGUGCCCACGGUGUUUGAGAACUACACGGCCAGUUUUGAGAUAGACAAGCACCGGAUUGAGCUGAAUAUGUGGGACACGUCAGGUUCCUCUUACUACGAUAAUGUGAGGCCGCUGGCAUAUCCUGAUUCAGAUGCGGUUCUCAUUUGUUUCGACAUCAGCCGCCCAGAGACUUUGGACAGUGUCAUAAAGAAGUGGCAAGGGGAGACGCAGGAGUUUUGUCCUAACGCCAAAGUGGUGCUGGUGGGCUGCAAGCUGGACAUGAGGACAGACGUCAACACCCUGAGGGAACUCUCCAAGCAGCGCCUCAUCCCCGUCACCCACGAGCAGGGCACCACGAUAGCUCGACAGAUCGGAGCGGUGGCCUACGUGGAGUGCACCUCCAAGGUUUCAGAGAACAGCGUUCGAGAUGUGUUCCACGUCACCACGGUGGCAUCGGUGCGGCGGCCGCUCAAGCCGCAGCUAAAACGCAGCAGUUCCCGCAGAGGCCUGAAGCGAGUGUCACAGCUCCCCUUGCCUCCCCUGCCGGGUCGGACUGAACAAAUGGACCAGGCGCCGGCCAUGAGGAAGGACCGGGCCAAGAGCUGUGUGCUCAUGUAGAGACCCAUCAGUAUGAAAAAUAUAUAUGUAUAUACAUAAACACAGAAAUAUAUAACAGAGGAAGUCUAUUUAUUGUUUUGUUUUUUUGUCGUUUUUUCCCCCUCGUAUCUUCAUUUUUUGCACUGCAAAGGAGGGAGGAAAUAAGAAACACGGCUCUGUGGAAAGAAAUGCUUUGUUUUUUUGUUUUUUUUUCCUUUUUUUGUUGCGUGUGUUCAUAUUUUCUAAGCUGUUUACGUAUUCGUUGUUUUGAAAUGAUGACAAAUUGGACUAACCCUCUGGAUAUGAGGAAGCUGUGAUAGUGGAAGUCUCGGGUAUUAAAGAGGAAUUAAUUUCCUGAAACCGCUCUAAUAAGAGGAAGGCGCUGCGGCGAUGCUGAGGAGAGUGAAGUGCAUGUGAGGAGUACCAGUUGAAGCAGGACAUCUGGGGAUGAAGCUGGUUGUUUUCAAAGCCCGUGUUGCUCAGAGAACAUGAGGACUAAUCAUCUAGCUGCCGUGUCUCAAGUUGCUUCCUGUUGCCAUAUUUGAGAGGAAAACCUGUACGUUCAGUAAUGCUGAAAAGGGAUUAGAUGAAUGAUGGUUCAAACCAAACAUUGGAGGCUGGAGAUGAGAUUUUGUAACACUGAGAUAUUGUAAAGGUGUGUGAGCAUUACUACCACAAGUGCAUUUUAGAAAAGAAAGUCACAACAUAUCUGAUUUAAUUUUGUUCCUUUAACACUAUUUUUCUCAUCAGUUCCAACUGUGUUUGAUUCACUGAAGUUAAUGCUGUUGUCACUAUUUUGAAGAUGUUUCUUUGUGAAAAAUAAAGUGGUAAAAUGUUAGGGAUAUUUUGUUGUACUUUCACUAAAGUCAAAAUAAAGCAACAGCUUGACUGUAGAGUGAUAGGA